This is a messenger RNA of Limanda limanda (common dab), 3606 nucleotides long. RefSeq names its product inhibin beta B chain. The coding region runs from base 219 to 1601 and encodes 460 amino acids. The record is from RefSeq and is a predicted model, not a curated record. Gene Ontology annotation, biological process: BMP signaling pathway; SMAD protein signal transduction. Lineage: Eukaryota; Metazoa; Chordata; Actinopteri; Pleuronectiformes; Pleuronectidae. Gene Ontology annotation, cellular component: extracellular region. The transcript has 2 exons. Gene Ontology annotation, molecular function: hormone activity; cytokine activity; growth factor activity.
CAGGGACUUUACCUGUUGGGGUGAAGGAGGAACCACUUUCCUAAUCAUGUACGGGAAUCAGUCACUUUUAAGAUCAGUGUAACCUAAAGGUGUGGCGUGUUACCAGAAGUUAGGUGCUACCACACGUCGGUGAUUGUGAGUCAGGAGCGGACGUGUGCGCGCGUUGUGAGAGCGCACGACAGACACACACUUUGCCAGUGAUUUGCUGGGUGCCCCCGAUGCGCUCAUUGGUGCGUCCCUCCAACGUGUCACCAGUUUUUGUGGAUUACCCCAGAUAUCUUCACCUGCUGGAGGCUGAACCACCACUCCUGUCUCUCAGCUGCUCUCCUCACGGUGUCCAGCUGCAGAAAGAACCUCUGACAAAACUUGUCUCGUUCACAGAACAACUCAGGGAAGAUUUGAAGACUUAUUUUGAUUUGGUCUUUUUACGCACGACGAACACAGAGAUGCAUUUAUUGGCUUUAGGGUCAAGCAUGAAGGCUUUCUCUUUCCCAUUAUCUCUCUUUAUGGCACCUUUGCUGCUGAGCGCUCUGCGGGCCAGUGGCUCCCCGUCCCCGGGCUGCGCGUCGUGUGGCUUGCCUUCCAUGGAGAGAGACGCAGAGGAGAGGCUGAUGACAGAAAUCGCCAAGCAGCAGAUUUUGGAGAAGCUGCACCUGAAAGAGAGACCCAACAUAACUCACACGGUUCCCCGGGCUGCGCUCCUCACUGCGCUGCGCAAGCUGCACUCGGGGCGCGUCAGACAGGAUGGCACUCUUGAGCUACAAAACGAAAUACCAACCAGAAAUCCUGGCUAUGAAAUAGUGAGCUUUGCAGAUAUAAGUAAGAUGGACAGUGGUGAGGGGGCCAGCCUCAGCCUCAACUUCCAGUUUCAGCAGGAACGAGGGCAGAGUAUCCAGGUACUCGAGUCCUCUCUGUGGAUCUAUGCCCGCUCUUCUGAGGACCCUCACAGGGACUCACGACUCUUUGCCAGAGUCUUCCUUUCUGCAGCUGGAGAGGUGUCUGGUAGCAACCGCACCCUGGUGAUAGAGAAGAUGCUGGAGGUCCAGGACAAUAACUGGCACACCUUCCCUAUCACCCGCACCCUGCAGUCAUUCCUCGACGGUGGCCAACGCCGCCUACAGCUGGAGGUGAGCUGCGAUGAAGAUGGGAAGAAUCUUUGCUCCUUUGAUGACACAGCUAAUCCCGCGCACCAGCCCUUCCUGGUGGCCAAGGUGCGUCUCCUGGAGGACCGCUCCAAACGCGUACUCAGGAAGCGUUCCUUGCGUUGCGGGAAUGUUGUGAGCGUGUGCUGCAAGAGAGAAUUCUACAUCAAAUUCAAGGAUAUCCAGUGGGACGAGUGGAUCAUUGCACCUGAAGGCUACCACAUGAACUACUGCAUAGGUCAGUGCCCCCAACAUCUGGCUGGUUCCCCUGGAAUCGCAUCAUCUUUCCAUGCCACGGUCUUCAGCCAACUGAAAAUCAACGGCAUCAACACAGCCACAUCUUCAUGUUGUGUUCCCACCGAGCGCCGGCCACUCUCCAUGGUCUUCUUUGACUCUCAGCACAGCAUUGUCAAAAUGGACGUUCCUGACAUGAUAGUGGAAUCCUGCGGAUGCACAUAGAGGAGACAAUAUGAGAGACAUGGUACUUAACAUAGAUUUGUUUUGUGUGUUAAUUGUAGACAGAGACUCACAGAGUGAUACAAACACUAAUCAACAGAGCAGUUGACCAAACUCAACACGCUUACUCAGGUAACAUCUGACUAAUUUGACUUCAAAAUGAUAACUGCCAUAUAAAGAUUAUUAAGUUUUAAGGUCUUGUAUUAUGCAGUAUGUAAGUAACUUGUUUCAAUAUCUAAUAUCAGGCAAGUCAUUCUAAUUUAUGCACAAUUUGUGAAUGCAGAAACAUUUCAUUCAUAUAUCAGAGGCAUAAAUUAAAGAGAGGAAAUACACUAAGCAACAUUAACACCUGUUAAACUGAACAUCAGGGUGUGAUAUCAAUGUAAAACAUUUGGCAGGAAUGCAAACUAGUUCAGACUAGUUCGAUGUCACACAGAUUGCAGAUGUGGUUUACAUUAAGAGAAUAAUGUGGUGCCUUCAAGUGAAUCCUUUCUAAUUUUUGUCAUAUUUUGUUUAUUUAUUUAGUUUUCCAAAAUUGCUGCUGGGAUUCAGUUCAAAGAUGCAGUAAACUGUUUUAUGGAUCUUAGGAAAUUGUGAACAGAAGGGACAUGACUUUCAAGGCAAAAUACAUAAUGUAAGAUAUUAUAUUUCCUGUAUGUUUCAUAUGGUCACAAUGUCCACAUUCUUUAUAUAGAAUCUAAGAGAUCCUAGAUAUAAAUUGUGCCUUCUUUAAGUCGUGAUGACUAAGUGGACUUACUCUUCGAGUAUUGGGAAAUUAUAACUCACCUGAACUUUACUCAGUAAUGUAAAUGGCUGGUAAUAAAAGCAUUUGAGCAUCAUUCUCAGUACAACAAGUUAAAAUGGCAGUUAAAUUGAGUUUGAGUCUAAACUCACUCGAACUAAAGCACAAAGUUUAUAUUUGCUCUUGCUGCUUUUGAACCUUUUAAAAAACUUGAAAAAUCCUCAUUUGGUUUUUAAAAAGUUUGAGAGCACUGAGAGCAAGCAUUGGACUGGGGUCAUUUGGGGAAACAGAACUGUACAACUGGAAGCAUAAUGAAACAAAAUUGGGCCAAGAAUAUUUCCUUGAGGAAGACCAUUUUCAUAUGGGUCUCUCAUGUGCAAGAAAAUAUUUUUUAGGUUGACAUGUCACACAAUUCUACUGCUAUUCUGAUGAUUUUACUCUGUUUUACAUCUACGAAAAAAUGUAGUUAUAUGACAAAGUUAUGAUAAGGAGCAGUUGUUUUUUUACAGUGCAAGAGAAGACUGAAAUUGAACUGAAUCAGUUAAAAACUUCGAAAAUCUGCCCUAAGCUCACUCUGAUUGGAGUUGAUGCCGCAUGCAGGUUGAGAUAUGCUUAAUCAGCAUCUCCACUGUAUUAUUUACACAAGUAUGGUGAUCAGUUGGGUAACUGUGACUUUGACAGAAUAUGACCCCAGGGUUAUUUUUCUGCAGCGUGCUCAAACAUUUAGCUAUUGCUUCAGUGUCAGGUAAUGUGAAGGUCUGUGAAGCAGUGGGAUCAAUGACCAUGGCGCCUUUAAAUGAUUCACUUGUAUUUACGCUUUUGAGUUCAAACUUUAAAAUAAUAUUUUUAAUACUGGAGACUAUCUUUGCAGUUCAUAAAUUGAUCUUCUAAGCACUUCCUGUCACAAGGUUCAUUGUGACAUUGAGGUGCCAUUGUACCAUAACUUACUAUGCACUUUAUCAUCCUACUGUAUUUUUAUAGCAAAUUUUAGAGGCCUUCAAAGAGCACAAUGUCAAUUCGCAAUAUAUUUUAAGCUCUAAGUUGUGCUUAAAUGUGUGGUAUUGUAUAUAAUUGCAGAUGACAGAUGAUGCAACAAUUUCUUUAUAAUGUAACUGAUGGGAAUGGAGCCAGGAUUUGACUUAUAAUUAUUGACUUUUUAUUGAAUUUUUUUUAUUUCAUACUAUAUUUAAUGUAUAACAAAUUCUUUGUUUUGCAAAUAAAUGAUAAUAUUUGCAAUAAAAUUUGUCUGAAUGUGCUGAAAUGAAA